This is a messenger RNA of Diorhabda sublineata, 2884 nucleotides long. RefSeq names its product zinc finger protein OZF-like. Gene Ontology annotation, biological process: regulation of transcription by RNA polymerase II. The record is from RefSeq and is a predicted model, not a curated record. Bases 333 to 2330 code for a protein of 665 amino acids. Gene Ontology annotation, molecular function: RNA polymerase II transcription regulatory region sequence-specific DNA binding; DNA-binding transcription factor activity, RNA polymerase II-specific. Lineage: Eukaryota; Metazoa; Arthropoda; Insecta; Coleoptera; Chrysomelidae. The transcript is spliced from 2 exons. Gene Ontology annotation, cellular component: nucleus.
ACAGUCGCCCAGAUAAAGUUUUCGACGGCGUAUACUACACGAAGUGCCUGCAGAUAAAACAUGUAAUAGUUUUACUUUAUCUAUGGCAAAACUAGACGCUUUUAUAUAAAGACCGAAGUCCACACUAAAAGUAAAUUGUAAUAAGUGUAGCAAAAUGUAUUAAGCAAACAUUUAUGUACAACAGUAGAAAAAAUUCUAUAAUUAUAAUAGAAAAUCAUAUUCAAACUUAUGUAUAACGGCAUCCUAUUAUAAUUUAUAAAACCAAUAUCCACAUAGUAAACAUUUUUCGAUGUGGUAUUCUAUUUUUAAUUAAAAGUGAAUUUAUCUGUACAAUGGAAGUAAAACAAGAGGCUUACGAUCCUUUAAUUGCUGAGCUAAAAUAUGAGACACAGGAAUAUCUUAUGCAGAAUGAAAUUGUUAAAAACGGGUUGAUAAAUCAACAAAACGAAGAAAAAAAUAAGGAAUUGAUAACGAUAAAAGAGGAGAAUAAUAUUGAAGACCUGUGGAUGAAUCAGGAUGAUUACCAAAUAAGUAAUUCAACCAUAAAAGAGGAACUGCUUUCAACAAAACAAGAAAAUGAUCAUGUAAGAGUUGAUUAUUCGGAACCACAUAACUAUAAAAAUGAAUCUAACGAGAAGUUUCAUAUUUACAGAACUAAUAAUAAAACUUUUCGAAAAAAUAUGACCAAGUUCAGUAAAGGAAUUUCUAAAAACCACAACUCCAUUAAACACAGCAUUUUGCCCAAUGGUAUAAUUAUUUGUAAAUUAUGUGGAAAUUUCUACACUAAGAAAUUUGAAUUUUAUCAUUUUUCAAGACAUCUUGUGAAAAAAUCACUCUUAAAACGAAGCUACGGUAUGAAACAAAGUAUUAGUGAUAAUUUGGAGUAUAGAGUAAUUGAACCAGCAAAUGUUAUGUCAAUAAAUAGUCGAAUAAAUGAUAAAUUAAAAGAAUCAUCCUACGAUAACACUGAUAAUACUAUAAAGAUAGAAAAACCAUUCAAGUGUACAAUUUGUUUGAAAUCUUUUAGAAAGAAAAACCGUUUGAACGAACACGUGCGCAUACACACGGGAGAAAAGCCAUUCAAAUGUGAACUUUGCUCAAAAUUGUUUAAACAUAGUGUUAGUUUAACCCGACACAUGUUUAUACACACCGGUGUGAAACCAUUUAAAUGUGAAAUAUGUUCGAAAGUGUUUGCAGUUAAACGUUAUUUGAUUGAACACACACGUGUCCACACUGGUGAAAAACCAUUCACUUGCCAAGUUUGUUCAAAAUCAUUCAAAAUUAAAACCAAUUUAGUCCAGCACAUGCGAAUUCAUACCGGAGAAAAACCAUUUAAGUGUGAAAUUUGUGCGAAAUCGUUUACAGUGAAGAAUCAUUUGGUUUCACAUAUUCGUUGUCACACAGAUGAAAAACCAUUUCAGUGUGAAAUUUGCUUCAAAAGUUUUAGAGAUAAAAGUAAUUUGAUAUCUCAUAGACGAUGUCACACUGAUGAAAAACGAUUUAAAUGUGAAAUUUGUCUGAAAUCGUUUAGACAAAAAUAUUCAUUGAAUAAACAUAUGUAUUGUCAUGAACCAGACAAACGAUUCAAAUGUGAAAUUUGUUCCAAACUGUACAGGAAUAAAAGUAAUUUAGAUCGACACGUGCGUUCUCACACUGAAGAAGAACCAAUAAAAUGUGAGAUUUGUCAAAAAAAUUUUAUACUUGAAAGAAAUCUAGUCACUCACAUGCUCUCCCAUACAUUCGAGAAACAAUUUGAAUGUGAAAUUUGUUUGAAAUCUUUUAAACAAAAAUCGUUAUUAAAAAAACAUUUGUUGUCUCAUGUAACAGAAAAACGAUUCAAAUGUGAAAUUUGUUCUAAGUUAUUCAAAAAUCAAAAUAAUUUAGACCGACACAUGAGUUUGCACACAGAAGAAAAACCAUAUAAAUGCGAAAUUUGUUUAAAAGUUUUCAUAAGGCUAAGAAAUUUAGUCACUCACAUGCUGUCCCACACAAACGAGAAACAAUUUAAAUGUGAAAUUUGUUUAAAAACUUUCAAACAAAAAUCGUUAUUAAAAAAACAUAUGUAUUCUCAUGGAACAGAAAAGCGCUUCAAGUGUGAAAUUUGUUCCAAUUUGUACAAAAAUCGAAGUAAUCUAAAUCAUCAUAUGCGUGUGCAUACUGGAGAGAAACUAUUCAAAUGUGAAAUUUGUUUGAAAAUUUUCACACGUAAAAGUCAUUUAGAUACUCACAUGCGUAGUCACACUGGCGAAAAACCAUUUAAAUGUGAAUUUUGCUUGAAAGCGUUCAGAGAUGUCAGUAAAUUGAAUAGACAUACAUUGUUGUUACACUGAUAAAAAAUGAAGGAAAUGUACAAAUACUAUUUAGAAGAAGUUAUCACACUUUUUAAUAAAACAAAACUUAUUCACUUACCACCAAUUUGUAAAUACAUAUUUACAUUAUCGUGUGUAGUAAUAUUUAUACAUAUUAUAUGUAAAUAGAAAAAACAAAAUAAAUUUUAACUUGAAAACGCAUUGUCAACUCAGUUUUUCAAAUUUUCAAUAUAUAUUGCACUAUGGAAACAAUGAUAAAAUUCCAAUUGUAAUUAUCAAAAAUACGAACUUUUAAUAGUGAAUUUAUUUUUCUUUGUGAUUAUGGGCUAAAUCCUUAGAGCAGUAUCCACCCAGCUAAGUUAACAUUUCUGCAAUCAACUAUAUUUACAAAUAUGUCAUUAUAAAAAGAAGAAGAAAAUGGUCUGGAACCCUUUGAUUAUAUUUAUACUGCAAAAAAUUGUUACAACUAAACCAAUGUAAAAUCAUAGUAUCUAAUUCAAAAUAAUGUAGUAAUUUACCGUUCAUCAGAUUAUGUAAGUAUCAAUAAAAAAAUAUUAAAUCAAGGUUAUAAUUUA